ACGCAUUCUGAUUUCUGAGCCAUGGCUGUUUCACUAUGGAGAGCUCGCUUAGCUUCCUCUCUUCUCUCCAAUCUCACCAACUCUCUUCGCCGUUUCUCUUCCGACACAAAUGCUCAUAAUGCUCGAGAGAGCAUGAUGAAUCAGAUGAUGUAUUCCGAUAUAAAUUCUCGAAUUGGGAGUUGUAUGCCAUUAUCUUCUAUGCGAAUCGGAACUAUCAUUCACAAUAUUGAAUUGAACCCAGGGCAAGGUGGCAAGCUGGUUAGAGCUGCUGGAACUUGUGCAAAAAUCCUGAAAGAACCCACAUCAAAAUACUGUCUUAUCCAGCUCCCCUCGGGUGUUAAAAAAAUGAUUGAUUCUCGUUGCAGGGCCACCGUUGGUACUGUCUCAAAUCCAAGCCACGGAGAUAAGAAGCUUAGGAAGGCCGGACAAAGCCGGUGGCUUGGCCGGAGACCAGUUGUUCGAGGAGUGGCCAUGAAUCCAGUGGACCAUCCUCAUGGUGGAGGAGAGGGCAAGAGCAAGAGUAGUGGUCGGUGGGGAAAAGGAUCUCGAACUCCUUGGGGUAAGCCGACUAAGAGUGGAUUCAAGACCGGGCCCCUGAAACGUAGGAAGUAGUAUCUAAUAUUCACUAUAGAUGCUUUUCAUGCUUCAAAUGUUAGCUGCUUGUGAUAAUUGUUGUUAUGGGAAUUGUUGCUCCUGCCUAGGAGAAGUCUCUACUUGUAGUCCUGGAAUGAAUAGGUUAAGCCAAUUGACUAGUUUAUUAUCUCUUUUUACAUUAUUAGUAAUAUCUAAAAAUUGAUUCUUGAUUGUUAUUAAUAUGUUUGUAAAGACAUACAUUUUAAGUUUUAGCUUUUGAUUUU
This is a messenger RNA of Arachis ipaensis, 857 nucleotides long. RefSeq names its product large ribosomal subunit protein uL2my, C-terminal part. Gene Ontology annotation, cellular component: ribosome; mitochondrial large ribosomal subunit. The record is from RefSeq and is a predicted model, not a curated record. NCBI's taxonomy places the organism in Eukaryota, Viridiplantae, Streptophyta, Magnoliopsida, Fabales, Fabaceae. Gene Ontology annotation, molecular function: transferase activity; structural constituent of ribosome; RNA binding. Gene Ontology annotation, biological process: mitochondrial translation.